Molecule: messenger RNA, 1329 nt
Organism: Penicillium malachiteum
Lineage: Eukaryota; Fungi; Ascomycota; Eurotiomycetes; Eurotiales; Aspergillaceae
Exons: 1
Coding region: 1-1329 (442 amino acids)
Source: RefSeq, a predicted model, not a curated record
AUGUCUCUCUGCGGAUCCGACAUUGUGAAAUCGGAGAAUGAAAAUGAAGAUGCUGGCCCCUCCACUCCUCACGCUCCGAACAAUCCUAACAUCUUGAACGAUCUGAAUAUCUUGAACACUCCCUCGCAGCCUGUGCCUGAGGAGCAUGAUUCUGACUCGGUGGCCAUAACCUCAGAUGAUAUGUCCUUCAACAAUGACAACCCUUUAUCAUCUCGUGAGCGCCGUGAAACUCAAGCCAUCUCCAUCCCCGAAGCUGCAGCCCUGGUACAACCCAGCAACGCAGAAGAAUUGGACUCUCAGGCGGUUGUCUCAGAUGAUAUCUCGAUCUCAAGCGAUGAUCCUCUAGCUCUCCGAAGACGUGCCCGUCGUCAAAACCAACGCAUUCCACUUGAGCAAAUCGCUGCCACUCUUCUUCCCUCUCGUGCAGAGGAACUUGCGGACUCUGUUGUAGUUUCUUCCUCUUCGCCUUCAGUGGAAGAUAUGUCCAUCUAUCAAAGUCCAUACCCACUUACUGCCCGUUUUCCACGCCCAACUACUGUUUAUCCAAUCGUACCACCUGUCCAUCUACUGCCAUCUCGUGGUCGUGGUCGUGGCCGUAGACGCGGACCUGGCCGUAUUGCAAGCCAUCUGGUCCCUGUGGUCCCCCAUGGCUCCCAGCGGGCUGCGCCAGCGCCUGAGCCAGCGCCUGAACCAUCGUCUGAGCAUUCGUCCGAGCCAUCGUCUCUAGCGCCAUCGGUUUCCGUUCCUGCAGAGUAUGGAUAUGGAUAUGGCUUCUCUGGCUCCCCACGAAACCAGUUCUUUGAGGAGGCCGAUUUAACCAACCCGAGCCCGCGGCCUGUGUCUGAUCCAACCGGCCAGAUUCCCUACACUAGUCCAUAUGCUCUAAGCACAUGGGACCUUCAGAUUUUCCACAAUCGCACUGCUGCAACCUCGACAUUUAUGCAGUCUUUAGACUUGUUCCCUGGUGUGGAGCUGAGUAGUUCAGACGCAGAGUUCAGUGUUAGUGAUGUGGAGAGUUUUGAGCUUGAAAGCGAUGAAGAGGAAGAUGAUGAAGAGGAAGAGGAAGGUGAUGAUGACGAUGAUGAUGAUGACGAAGAUGCUGCGGCUCCUAUGAAUGGAGCGAAUGGGAUGAAUGGCGCCAAUGGAGCGAAUGGAGCGAAUGGAGCGAAUGGGGUGAAUGGGGUGAGUUCUGGGGUGAUAGAGAGCAGCAGUAGUGAUGAGGAUGAUGAACAUCAUACUGCUGUGCCUCCUAUGAAUGGGGCAAAUGGGGUGAAUGGGUCAAAUGGGUCAAAUGGGGCGAAUGGGUGGAAUGGCACAAAUGGGUUCUAA